Pipistrellus nathusii (Nathusius's pipistrelle) is the source of this 606-nucleotide messenger RNA. The record is from the annotation of a GenBank genome assembly. NCBI's taxonomy places the organism in Eukaryota, Metazoa, Chordata, Mammalia, Chiroptera, Vespertilionidae.
AUGUACACGCUGCUGUCGGGGCUGUACAAGUACGUGUUCCAGAAGGACGAGUACUGCAUCCUGAUCCUGGGCCUGGACAAUGCCGGGAAGACGACCUUCCUGGAGCAAUCCAAAACCCGGUUUAGCAAGAACUACAAGGGGAUGAGUCUCUCCAAAAUCACCACCACCGUGGGGCUGAACAUCGGCACUGUGGACGUGGGGAAGGCUCGGCUCAUGUUCUGGGACUUAGGGGGGCAGGAGGAGCUGCAGUCUCUGUGGGACAAGUACUACGCCGAGUGCCACGGUGUCAUCUAUGUCAUCGAUUCCACAGACGAGGAGAGACUGUCGGAGUCCAAGGAAGCUUUCGAGAAGAUGGUCACAAGCGAAGCUCUGGACGGUGUCCCCAUCCUGGUCCUGGCCAACAAGCAGGAUGUUGAGACUUGCCUCUCCAUUCCGGAUAUCAAGACUGCGUUCAGUGACUGCACCUCCAAGAUCGGCCGACGGGACUGCCUGACCCAGGCCUGCUCCGCCCUCACAGGCAAAGGAGUGCGCGAGGGCAUCGAGUGGAUGGUGAAGUGCGUGGUGCGGAAUGUGCACCGGCCGCCUCGGCAGAGGGACAUCACGUAG